GGUUUCAUAAAAUGUGGCCUCAAAGACGCAUACAAUUUAACGAAAGCUGGGAAAGAAAAAAGGAUUAUUUGAUUCGGAGUCUCUUUGAAGAUGUCCCACUUCUGUCACCAGUUCAAGAAGCUGAAGAAUCAGUGUCUGAUGAAUCAUCAGACUUGGGACUGUGGAACCCAGUGGAUGAGGUAAAAGACUCGCGCCCGUACAGUCCCCUACCUCCGUUGAUAAUUGAGAGAGUACCCAACUAUCACGAUGAGACUGAAGAGUAUUACAAGGAGCUCGAGAUUAAGAUGAAAAAGCUGUACAGAAAACUGUUCGUUGAAGGACGCAACGAAAGCUCUGUGGACAGCGGUGAUGAUUCUCCUAAUAUAAGCCCAAGUAGAACUUCAUCGGAGUAUUCUACCGACGCUGUGAGCUCCCAAGGCUCUCGCAGUACUUCCAGUACCGGUGAAGAUACCGAGAACCAAACGAAAUCAACCAUUGAACUUGACAAUCAAACUAAUGACGAUUUUGAUACAAUUAUAGAGAAUAACAACUGUGCAAUCAUUAAUGGAAGUAAUUCAAGUGAUGGAACUAGUCGAAGCGGACAUGACAGAUUAAUCACGAGCGACAGUGAGGUUGUCAUUUUAAAAGACAAUCUAGAUGCCGGUGACAGUGGAAAGUCUUCGAAGAGUGAUUCGGGAUGUUUCAGAAGAAUAACGAUAGAAGCGGAAAUACACAGGGAACCGGAUGGCAUUUCGGAGACUGUGAAAUUUAGCCCUGAGAACACUCUAAGCAGUCACGUCAGAAAUGAGAAAGUUAGCGUGGAAGAACAUAUGGAUUCACCCGACAACGACAGUCCAGUAAGCCCGGAGAUUAAUUCCAAUGAUGGAAUAGAGAUUAUGAGGUCGGCACAGAUUAUAUCGGCACAUGAAUUUGAAAGUAAACCACCCAGCCACUCUUACGACUACAGUAGCGCAAGUGACGAGAGCGGCCCGUAUCAUGAAUUUAAACAUGAAAUCAGCGAGGAGCUAAACAUAUCCGAUAUUGGUGCCCGAAUAACUGAUUUUGAUAGGAUCAUGCAAACAUCCACUCCUAAUCACAGGAAGCGACGGGAAAGUUUCAUUUUCCAGUUAAGCAACCCCGUGAUUCCGGUGAAGAAGCACAAAAACGCCGCUGUGCAAGUCAACGAGGAAAACUAUUGGAGUUUACUGAGCGAUCGUUUCUUCGUAGGCAAACCUAAAAUAUUUAGGUUAUGUUCGUGCGUUAAUCAUUUUUGUGAUUGUUAA
Bombyx mandarina (wild silkworm) is the source of this 1262-nucleotide messenger RNA. RefSeq lists its product as uncharacterized. The record is from RefSeq and is a predicted model, not a curated record. NCBI's taxonomy places the organism in Eukaryota, Metazoa, Arthropoda, Insecta, Lepidoptera, Bombycidae.